AUGGCGAUGUCCAAUGCUGAUGCUUACGGCCCAUCGACGGCCAAUACUUUAACUUUUUAUGAUCCUGAAAGCAGUGAUUUUGGCGGAGAUACUCAAGCUAGCGAUUAUGAUUUCAAAGAUUUUACAAUUCCAUCACAAACGCAAUCACAAUCGCAAUCGGAUCCGGUCGUUCCCUACCUCGAUGGCAAUAAUAAAUCUUUUACAAAUUCGACUAUUGGAAAUCGCAAUAUCCAUUCUGCGGUGGCUGCCAGCGAUAACUUGUUGACUAAUGUCACGGAUAAAAUGGUCGAUUUAAAUUUUGAAGAUGAUGAAGAUGAAGAGGACGGAUUCUAUAAGAAGGAACGUUUAUUACAUGCAUGCAGUUACUGUGGCAUUCAUGAUCCUGCAGCUGUCGUUAUGUGCAAUACAUGCAAAAGAUGGUUUUGCAAUGGCCGUGGUACUACAUCAGGAAGUCAUAUCAUUAACCAUUUGGUGAGAGCGAAGCACAGAGAAGUAACACUUCAUAAAGAUGGACCUCUCGGAGAGACAGUACUAGAAUGUUACAAUUGUGCUUGUAGAAAUAUCUUUGUACUAGGUUACAUACCAGCCAAAUCUGAUUCUGUUGUUGUGUUACUUUGCCGACAUCCUUGUGCAACAUUGACAAAAUCGAAAGAUGAUGACUGGGAUCAAAGUCAGUGGCAGUCAUUAAUUGAUGAAAAGUGCUUCCGCAAAUGGCUUGUUAAGGUACCUAGUGACCAAGAACAAAUGAGAGCCAAGCAGAUUACUGCGCAACAAAUCAAUAGGCUAGAAGAUUUGUGGAGGGAACAUCCUGAAGCUACGUUAGAAGAUCUAGAUAAACCGGAACUAACAGAAGAAGUCCAUCCAGUUUUAUUAAGAUAUGAAGACGCUUAUAUCUACAAGUCCAUAUUUGAACCAUUAAUUAUAAUGGAAUCUGAUUACGAUAAGCAAUUGAAACAAAAUUUGGCCCAAAAAAAUGUAAAAGUUCGCUGGGAUCAACGUCUAAACAAGAAAAGACUUGCUUAUUUCAGCCUUCCUGAUCUUCAAGAUGAUAACGACGAAGUAGGUUUAGAAUUAAAAUCAAAUUUUGAUGUCCCGGAAAGUUGUAAAGAACCUUUUGAAGUAGAAUUUGUAUGGAAAGCCACCUCAUUUGAUAGAAUGCGAGCUGCUGUUCAUAAAUUUGCCAUAGAUAAGACCUCUAUGAAUGGAUACUUAUACCACCGAUUAUUAGGGCAUUUAGUGGAGGAAAGACCAAUAAGUUGUAAACUUCCGAAACGUAUUGCUGUUUCUGGUUUACCAGAACUAAAUGAUUCUCAAAGGACAGCAAUUAAGAAUGUAUUACAAAAGCCGUUAAGCUUGAUCCAGGGACCGCCGGGAACUGGUAAGACGGUGACAUCUGCUGCUUUAGUUUAUCAUUUGGUAAACAUAAACCGAUGGUACGAAAGUUAUGAUAGACUUUAUCCAAAUAUUAAACCUGAAUUAAUACAUUUAAGGGUAAUUCGACUUUGUGCUAGAAGUAGAGAAACUUUAGAUUCUUCGGUUUCAAUGCUAUCGUUACAUAAUCAGAUCCUUCGAAUGGAAACUCCGGAAGGAAUGAAAUUACGUAAGCUACAACAAUUAAGAGAAGAGCAAGGGGAAUUGUCUAGUAGCGAUGAUGCCCUAUAUCGUCAGUUAAGGAAUACAUGUGAAAAAGAAUUGUUACAGCACGCGGAUGUUAUUUGCUGUACUUGUGUUGGUGCUGGCGACAGGCGCUUAACCGGAUUUACUUUCCGUGUGAUUCUCAUCGAUGAAGCCACACAAGCUACGGAACCGGAGUGCAUGAUACCUAUAGUUAGAGGAGCUAAACAGUGCAUUUUAGUUGGCGAUCAUUGUCAGCUUGGACCGGUUGUAAUGUGUAAGAAAGCUGCAGGUGCUGGAUUAGCUCAAUCGUUAUUUGCACGACUUGUUGCUCUUGGUGUACGCCCUAUACGAUUAACUGUCCAAUAUCGAAUGCAUCCUGAUCUCAGUGAAUUUCCGUCGUUCCACUUUUAUGAAGGAGCGUUGCAAAAUGGUGUUGCAAUAGAUAGAAAAGGCUUACCAACGAUUACUGCUUCGGGAAAUAAUUCGAAAGAGGUUCAGCAAGACCAAGCGAAUGUUACUCUUUCAGAUUCGGAAUCCUCGCCCGAAUCUUUGAUAGUGGAUCGAAAUAGGCCAAUGUUCUUUUGGAAUACGCAAGGAACGGAAGAACCGGGCGCAACUGGCUCUUCUUAUUUAAAUAGGAGCGAAGCGGAAAGUGUGGAAAAAAUUAUUACGUGUUUCCUACGAACAGGUAUAAAACCUGAACAGAUAGGUGUUAUUACACCUUAUGAGAGCCAAAGAGCUUACGUAGUAACUCUAAUGAAAACUCGUGGAUCUAUGCAGGAUGAUUUGUACCAAAAAGUAGAAGUAGCAAGCGUAGAUGCUUUUCAGGGUCGGGAAAAAGAUUAUAUUAUAUUGUCUUGUGUUAGGAGUAACGAAUAUCAGGGCAUAGGGUUUUUAAAUGAUCCGCGGCGAUUGAACGUAUCAAUUACACGAGCAAAAAAUGGACUUAUCAUCAUUGGAAAUGCUCGUGUUCUAGCUAAGCAUCCUCUAUGGUAUAACUUAAUUGAUUACAUGAAAGACAAACAUUGCUUUAUGGAAGGGUCAUUAAACAAUCUACGGGAAUGCAAUAUGAGAUUGCCAGUACCUCGUAAGAAAGCGAGCAAAGUACAAUCUAGCUACGGUUUAUUGCCUGGCAAUUACACUCUAUCUGAUUUACAGGAAGUACCAAUUCAAUCUUCGGUUUACAGAAACAUAAAUUACCCGGACGAUUUAUAUAGAGGUCACGAUCUAAUGUCUUAUAUUGGAGGGGGUGGUUUCGGUAAUGACGCAAGAAUACCCUUACCAAGAAAUAUCAUACUUCCUAUGCCACCACCGGUUCUCCACUUUAAUCAGCAAUUUGGCGGUGGUGGUCAAGCCGGCCAUAGAGAUAAAUCACAGCAAGAUUUUUCACAAAAUAUGACAAUGAGCCAAGAUGCCACUCAACCAUUCUCGUUAGGUCUUCUUACUCAAGAUCCAGCACUAACAAACCAGGGAAUGCAUACCCUUUCUCAAUCUGGUGGCUUAUCUCAGGAUAGCUAUUUGAAUGAAGACUUUAAGAUGCAUUCUGGCAUGUCGCAAGAGCUAAACUUUUCCUAUCGAGACAUGAAGAGAAAUUAA
Messenger RNA from Trichoplax adhaerens, 3213 nucleotides. RefSeq lists its product as uncharacterized. The record is from RefSeq and is a predicted model, not a curated record. Gene Ontology annotation, molecular function: ATP binding; zinc ion binding; RNA helicase activity. The transcript has 31 exons. Gene Ontology annotation, biological process: nuclear-transcribed mRNA catabolic process, nonsense-mediated decay. Gene Ontology annotation, cellular component: cytoplasm. Lineage: Eukaryota; Metazoa; Placozoa; Uniplacotomia; Trichoplacea; Trichoplacidae. Bases 1 to 3213 code for a protein of 1070 amino acids.